Molecule: messenger RNA, 1197 nt
Organism: Klebsormidium nitens
Lineage: Eukaryota; Viridiplantae; Streptophyta; Klebsormidiophyceae; Klebsormidiales; Klebsormidiaceae
Source: the annotation of a GenBank genome assembly
CUUCCACGAGCUCAAGAAACGCCCACAUUCAAUGUCAUCUUCCUGUCACCCUUCAAGUUGCGAAGUGCAGAUUCAAGGCGCUUCGCUUCAAAGCGCUUCGCUUCAAAGCGCUUCGCAUCGCGGUACCCAAAAGAAUACCGUUCCGUGUUGGCUGGAUUCAGAGAUGAAUGGUGAUUUUCUGUUCUGUCGCUGCUGGAAGCAUUGCUAAAGUCCUCAUUCAUGUGACAAUACUGAAAGUGGGAACCUUUGAUGAACAAGGUUCUCUUGAUGUAGGUUCGAAGCUGGGGAUCUAAGAGAUUUUAAACCACUGCAAAGCCAAAAGCUUACAACAAACAGUGAAAAAUAUCUUUGGAAGAUUGGCGCAAGAUCUUUUUAGAUCUGUCCGGUCCAGGUCUCCAGCCCCGACAUGUUUCUCCGGCGCUUUACGGGGCCGCUUCUCUCUGCUGCUAAGGAAAGCACGGGCAUCGUCGGUCUUGAUGUUGUCCCAAAUGCGCGGGAGGUGUUGAUUGGUCUAUACGACCAAACCCUCAAGGUCGUCAAAGAUCAGAUUCCUGAGCAAGCAGAGUACCGGCGCAGUGUAGAGCGCAUCACGAACUACCGGUUGAAGGUGUGCCAAGAAGAGGAGGAGCAUGAUAGGAUUGAGCAGCGGAUUGGGUGCGGGCAGGUGGAGGAACUAAUUGAGCAAGCAAACGACGAGUUGGAAUUGAUCCCUGUGAUGGUUGAGAGCAAGCCAUGGGAGGUCCCGGAGGGCUACAAAGUGGAAAUCAUCGAAGACACGGAACCAAUUCCAGCGCACAUCCCCCAGCACUUAAGCACGUGAGAACGUUCGUGAAUGCAUGUGUCAAAUUGAAUUCGGACCGGUUACUGCUCAAAACUAGCAAACAAGAGUCCAUAGGCUGUUCACAGAAUGAAACUUAAAGCUUCGCUCUAAGCAGUAAAGCUCCCCAGAUUCAGGACUUUUCGUGGGAAUGUCAUGGCAACACGCGAAUCAUAUUCUGUUCAUUGAUUACAAGCGCUUGUGUUUGAGGGGCCUUCUAUCAUUGUGCUGGUCAUAGAACGGCUCCAUGAACAGCUGCAAGCAACUGCAAAAAGGGCCUUCCCUCCUUUGAGCGUAGCUUGUCUAGGUCUUCUCUUCAGCGACCCGCCUCAGGCUAAGCCGUCGUUCUGCUCUGGCAGUCGUUCUGCCUUUGCUUGCUU